This is a messenger RNA of Pieris brassicae (large cabbage white), 5227 nucleotides long. It is a transcript of the gene Dgk, whose product is annotated as diacylglycerol kinase 1. The transcript has 24 exons. Bases 277 to 2919 code for a protein of 880 amino acids. The record is from RefSeq and is a predicted model, not a curated record. Lineage: Eukaryota; Metazoa; Arthropoda; Insecta; Lepidoptera; Pieridae. Gene Ontology annotation, biological process: intracellular signal transduction; lipid phosphorylation; diacylglycerol metabolic process. Gene Ontology annotation, molecular function: ATP-dependent diacylglycerol kinase activity; calcium ion binding. Gene Ontology annotation, cellular component: plasma membrane.
UCAUGUUUAAAUCAGAAAAUUCCGUGAUUCUAUGUGAUGUUUUCCGUUUGUUUGACGGGAGUGACUAAGGAAUUUGCAAUGACUCGAUUUAAAGCGAAUUAGAAGGAAAAUACACCGUAAUAUGUUGUUAUUAUAGGCAAAUGUAAAAAUAAGAUCGUCUGGUGUUUUGUUUUCAUGUAUUUAUGGACUUUUUGAUGCUUACAAAUCGUGUGUGUAAACUGUAAGAGUUGUGUGCUCGGUUCGAAAUUUGGAAAUUGGAUUUAUUGGGAUUUGGUCAUGCCGAACCAGGCCGGCAGCGGGUUCCAGUGGGAUAAGCUGUCACCUGCAGAGUUCCAGCAGUUGCAAGAGUUAACUUCAUAUUCAAAUAGAAAAUUGCAAGAUGUGCUCAACGAGCUGUGUGAUGUUCGGAAACAGAACCCGGAUGGGGACAUCGACUAUGAAGGUUUCAAGUGGUUUCUGGACACCUUUCUCGAAGUAUCCACGCCUGAUGAAUUAUCAAGACAUUUAUUCCUCUCGUUCGUCCGCCGUGACAAGCGGCCAGCGUUACGCGAAAUGGCGGCGGCGAGUUCCACUGCAGCAUGCGCCGCUGUCACCGCACAUGGCGAUCAUCAGGGAAAGUUAAGUCUAGCUUCGAAGAUUCAUGGUCUGGCCGAGCGGUUGCAGCAGCUGGGCAAAAGCUCCAGUGACUCUGUGGAUGGAGAUAAGGGGUCUCGGAGUAGAACUGGCAGCGUACAUCCAAUGUUCUCAGUAACAACCCAUCCGUCCUACUCCGCUCAUGAACUGGGCGUAGGCAGGAAUGAGACCAGUCCUUCACAUAGUCAGAUGUCCAGGAACUCCAGCAGGAAGAGCAGCAACUCGCUACGAGUCAACCAGUCUACUAAGAUCGAAGACUUUAAGCUCUUAAUGCGUCGCUCAUCGACUGUGGAAGUUCACACCGCUCGGGUUUCACUCAAGGAUAUUGUGUGCUACUUAUCUUUGCUGGAAGCUGGUAGGCCUGAAGAUAAGCUGGAAUUCAUGUUUCGCCUAUACGACACGGACGGAAACGGUGUUUUGGACACAAAUGAAAUGGACUGCAUUGUGAACCAAAUGAUGACAGUCGCCGAGUACCUUGGUUGGGAGACAUCUGAAUUACGACCCAUUCUCCAAGAUAUGAUGGUAGAAAUUGACUAUGAUGCUGAUGGUACCGUGUCUCUUGAUGAGUGGAAACGUGGAGGAAUGACCACCAUCCCGCUACUAGUACUGCUCGGUUUGGACACGAAUGUCAAAGAGGAUGGAGAACACGCCUGGAGACUCAAGCAUUUCAAUCGACCUGCCUAUUGUAAUCUGUGUUUGAACCUCCUGGUGGGGCUUGGGAAAAAAGGGCUGUGUUGUAUUUUUUGUAAAUUCACCGUUCACGAGCGUUGCGUGCAGCGUGCGCCUGCGUCGUGUAUCGCAACGUAUUGUAAAGCGAGACGAGCGCCCUCUACGCUCGCGCAUCACUGGAUUGAAGGAAAUUGUCACGGCAAAUGUGCGCGUUGCCGGAAAAAGAUUAAAGGCUACAAUGGCAUUACUGGACUCCAUUGUCGCUGGUGUCACAUUACUCUCCACAAUCGCUGUGUGGGCAGCGCUGGUGGAGCGUGUACCCUGGGUCGUCACGCGAAACACAUCCUACCCCCCACCGCCAUACGACCCUUGGUAUUGGAUCGACAGCGCUCUUUGCCUCAUAAGCCGCAGGCGGAACAGCAAGCUCUUCCUAUCUCCAUCUCCCUGCCGAUCUCAAUCUCCGCGGGGGCAGAGGAGAAGAAAGAGCAAAAAAAGGAGCAUCGAGCUCCGCCAAUCUCCUUCCAGAUAACACCUCCGGAGGGCACUUGUCCCCUUCUCGUAUUCAUCAACCCCAAAAGUGGGGGGAGACAGGGCUCUAGAGUGCUGAGGAAGCUCCAGUACAUCUUGAACCCGCGACAGGUUCAUGAUAUUGCCAAGGGUGGUCCUAUGCAAGGCCUACAAAUGUUCAAAGAUGUUAAGAACUAUAGAGUUAUAUGUUGUGGUGGCGAUGGUACUGUCGGUUGGGUUUUGGAAACUAUGGACAAGAUUCAAAUGGAGAUGCAGCCCGCAGUUGGAGUAAUACCACUGGGUACUGGCAAUGAUCUGGCUCGUUGUUUGCGAUGGGGUGGGGGAUACGAAGGUGAAUCAAUACACAAGAUAUUGGACAAAAUAUCUCGGGCCAGCACCAUCAUGAUGGACCGAUGGCAUAUACACGUCGAGAAUAUGACGCACGAUUGUGAGUUGGUGCAAAUGCCUGACUCGGCCCCUCAUCCCACUUCGGUGCCAUAUAACAUCAUUAACAAUUACUUUUCUAUUGGAGUCGACGCAGCAAUUUGUGUAAAGUUCCACACCGAGCGUGAAAGGAAUCCCGACAAGUUCAGUUCUCGGAUGAAAAACAAAUUGUGGUACUUUGAGUUUGCGACGUCUGAGCAAUUCGCUGCCAGCUGCAAGAAUUUACACGAGAAUAUAGAUAUCGUUUGUGACGGUUCAUCGCUGGAACUAAGCAAAGGUCCGGCAUUGCAAGGUGUGGCAUUACUAAAUAUUCCAUACGCACACGGCGGCUCAAAUCUAUGGGGCGCCAGUGGGGCUCAUAGAAGGGGCCGAUUUCCUAAUGCGCAACAAGAUAUUGGUGAUAAGCUAAUUGAAGUUAUAGGAUUAGAAAACUGCCUGCAUAUGGGACAAGUGCGGACGGGUCUUCGUGCAUCUGGUCGUCGAUUGGCGCAAUGCAGCUCCAUCACCAUCACCACAAAGAAGACCUUCCCCAUGCAGAUUGAUGGAGAACCUUGGAUGCAGACUCCUUGCAAGAUAACUAUAACACAUAAGAACCAAGUUCCUAUGCUGAUGGGACCAGCUCCGGAGAAAGGCAGGGGCUUCUUCAAACUGUUCACGCAUUGUUAAUUAAUUCCUAAUGUGCGAAAGAGAUGAAUAUUGUUUUAUUAAUUUAUAAAAAAAUCCGUGAAUUGAACUCAAAAGCUUUGAGUCAGUUCUUGACAAUUCUGAAGAAUCUGCUUCUGAGAUACGUUAAACUAGCGUUGGAAAUUUUAUUUUAAUGGAUUCUGAAAUAUAUGAAAUCCAAAAACCAAAAUUACCUCUAUAACAUACUUUUGAUCAAGUUUAUUAUAAAAAAAGUCCACGGGCGGCCUAACGCAUUUUUUUCCUAGAAUCCUAGACCUACACGACAUUAUUUGGACAUUAUUUUUCAGAACUAAAAAUUCCAAAGGGGUUCUGUCAGGUUGUGUUACACUAUGUGUUCUGUGCAGGCAUUUUUUUAUCUAAUCAGUUACUAAAUAACUAUUUGGCCUUGAAAUCGAGGGGUUUUUUAUUUUCAAAUGAAGUGAACUUUUCCUCACCACGCAAAAUCUGACCAAAUUAAAACAAAAUAUUAAUUAUUUUCUGGAAUCUUCUAGUUCCACUUUUCGUGCUGGUUUUGCUAGGGUAUAUCUAAAAAGAUAUAUUCUAAAAAUAGAAAUCUAGAAAAUACCAGACCAUUUUAAAGGCCGACAAUGCCGAUAUGGCCGAAUAAAUGUCCAAAACAUUUAUUUUUCAGAACUAGAAAUUAAAAAGGAGUCUUGUCACAUUGUGUUACGAUAUGUAUUCUGUGCAGGCAUUUUUUAAAUGUAACCGGUAACUAUAUAAGACAGUUAUUCUGCCUUGAAUUCACGGGUUUUUUUCCUCAAUGAAAGAAGAAAACUUUUCUCACCACGCAAAAUAUGACCAAGUUUAUAAUAUAUAAAAUAUCAUAUAUUUCCGGAAUCUUCUAUUAUUCCACCGUUAACCGGUUUUGCUAAGCUAUUUUUCUUACAGCAAUAUAAAUGAAAUAUUUGUAAAAAAAUAUUGUUACUGUUUUGUAUAAAAAUAGUUUUGGUGAACAACACUGUAUAAUUGUCAUAAUACUUAGGUGCAAACACAAAAGAGAAUUUGAAGCAAAAAAACUAUGCCUUUCGAUUAUGAUUGAUCAACUCUGGACAGCGUCUCUGACGUAUUGAUUGAUACCUGUCACGAUAGGUCCCUUUGACGCAACGCUUCUUGCGUCAUUUGUUUUACAGUCUUACCUCACCCCUCUUUACACUAUGUCCACUGGAACGUUUAAAACAAAUAACAUCAAAGUUAUAUGAAAGAAAAUAUUUGUCUCGAAAUUAAAUAAUCCAUUUAACAUUGAGGCCAUUACUAAAGAGACGUUCUUUUCAUAUACUAUUCAUACAUAAACUAGACGAAACAUAUAUUUUAUAGAAAACCUAUAGGAAAUUUAUUUUGAACAAAUAUAUUUGUGAUGGCCUCAUGCUACUCUACACUUAACUUAAGGAUUCGACUGAUUAUUUUGCAUUUUUUAAAUUAUAUAUUGCAAAACACACUCAAAAUGUAAUCUCUAUAUGUUACACCAACAAAUAACAUGAGUUUGACAAAGUAUUAAAUUGAAUAGAAAAAUACUUGUAUUAAUGUGUAUGAGAAAUCUUUGUAUUGUGCGUUUUCAGUGUUAUAAGAAGUACAAUACAAAUCCAAUACAAAAUUUAAAUAUAUUUUAUUUAAAUUUAAUACUCUGUUAAUGUCAUGAUGGACUUAUAAAUUAUUUUAGAAAACCUAUUGAUAAAGCUUUUUGUAAAUAUAGUGCCAAUUAAAACAACGUCCCAAUGUUUUGAAAGUCGGUGAAUCUUUGAUAUCGAAUGAGAAUGUUAUGUUAAGUUUUAUUAUUUAAAUACAAUUAUGAAACGUUAAAUCUACUCUUAUAACUCACGUCAUUGCACGUCAUACCCCGAAACUCGCUAAGAAAACUAUUCCGAUCGCUAAGGAUGUGUACAACUUCACUUACUUUGUAGUUUCCGUACUCCAGUGAGCUUCCAUCCUGCCUUUCAGUCGAUUGACCAGGACGGCCCGAAUUGACGGCCCAAAUCUCGCAAGAAACGCUUGCGCUAGUCGCGAAAAAAGUAAUUUUCGGCCGAGCUGAGCUGUAAUGCCCCUAAUGCGAACACCGAGGUUCAAUUCAAAAUAGUCACUGGGGCCUAAGGGCCGACCAGUCAUUGGCUAUAUUGGACGAAGAGCCUCUCCUAAGGUCGAAGGAACAGUACACAUUCCUUCCUCCACAACUCUUAAUUUUCAUUCCCUACCUCUAUCGCAACAUUUUAAACGGUUCGGUUCGGUUGACGAGGUAUUAUACGUUAUUAAAUACGUAAUCUUCUUUAGGCGUGCGAAUUAAGAUUUUUUAUACAAA